Messenger RNA from Aplosporella prunicola CBS 121167, 1870 nucleotides. RefSeq lists its product as uncharacterized. The record is from RefSeq and is a predicted model, not a curated record. The coding region runs from base 298 to 1566 and encodes 422 amino acids. The transcript has 2 exons. Lineage: Eukaryota; Fungi; Ascomycota; Dothideomycetes; Botryosphaeriales; Aplosporellaceae.
GGAGCGUUGAUUACCAUGGCUGAGAACUGUGAACUAUGGAAGGGACAAGUACUCUUUUUGCUGACUCGCCUGUGUUAAAGAAAUGACCACUCUAUCGUCGAAAUGACUCGCGCUAUUAGCUCUGCCUUAUCCUUCGUCUGCUGCGCGUCAGAAACCUAAACCACUUCCUCUUUCACCGUCAUCCUCUAAUACGCCCAAACUCGGUACCCGUUCGGUAAAAAGUUGUCCAGAAAAGUUGAAGUGCCUAGCUUGAGCUCAUCGUUCACCUGCACUGAAAAACCCGUACAGCACUCCAACAUGUCCUCGGCUUCUUCUACCAUGUCGGGAGUUCGGCUGUGCAAUCCGCCUCCGACCGAUCCCUAUAAACCUCUCUCAACCAGCCCAGCCUGGAUCGACGAUCUUUGGGCUUCCGUUGCCGCCGCAAACAAGCAGCCUGAGUCGAACACAACACCUCCGUCUGAGGAAAUCGAGAGGGAAUGGGCGCCUGCAAGCGACUAUGGGGACGACAGCGAGACGUCGACGAACGAAGAGCUGUUUGCAAUAUACAGAGAAACGCCUACAGUCACCAUCUCACCUAGCAACGAGAGGUUCCAUGAGCUCGUGCUUCUUCCGCGCGGCAUCACCGUUGACCAUGACUUCAUCAUGGACGCACACGUCCUUUUCAAAAACCAAGACAGCAACGACAUUGCCGGACUGCAACACAUCAAGCUCUGGCUGUCCCCGGACAAGCAAGAGAUGGAGGAAAUCCGGCGCGAGUACGAGAUCAUGAAAGAGCACAACGUCUGCCCCGAAGAAUUCUUCACCUUCACCCAAGAAACGCUACUGAAAGGGCAGCGACGCCACCGCGGCCCGGGCAAAGAAACCCUCCCCUACAUCGAGCGUCUCGUCCAACAGCCAACCAGCACGCCCAACAAGUCCACGCAGUGGCACGCGCCGCCCCUUCUCUCCGGCACCAACACCAAGACCGGCAUCGACACGUGGGCGCCCAACAUCCGCGCCGCGACCAGCUACUGGCUCUCGGCCGACGGCUUCGCAGACAGGUCUUCGUACCUCUACCGGAGCUCCAUCCACAUGGCACACAACGCGCUGUGCCCAUACCUCAGCGCCGUCUUCGCGCGCGAGAUCAAGAGCAUCGACAAGCGAACUGCCUCCGUCAACGAGGCCCUCGUCGUUGGCUCCAUGGCGCUGUACAACCGGUACCGGCUGCGGUGCCGGGCCCGCGCCGCGGCGGAGCACCUGCAGCAGCCGCUGCCGCCGCCGCCAUCAUCAGCCUCACUCAACCAUUUCGUGCUCACGUUCGUGGGCGCGCAGUACAGCGUGUGGGUGGUGCAGCCGAAGCUGGAAGAGCAGAAGUGGCGCGGGUGCACGAUGACGGAGGUGGCGGUUGGGGAUCUUGCGUGUGGUGUGGGGGAUGUGGAACGUUUGGUUGGGUGGGUGAAUGCGUUGCAUUUGUGGGGGACCAUGGUGCAUAGGCGGGAGUGUGGCCAGGAGUUGUCGGCGCUUUUGAGUGUGUCGGGGCGGGUUAAGGGCGUGCCGUGUAGUUUGGAUUUGGGGAAGUUUGUGUAGGGGUGGAUGUGAUGGUGUGGGGGGUUGUAUGUACUUCUUGAAGAGCGUGUGCGAGAGUGAUGGUGUAUAAGAUGGGAAUGUAGACGUAGACGUAGAAUAUGAUGAGAAUCUACAGGAGAUUAUAUGAUCCCACCUACGCCCUCCCGGAAAGAUGUUGAUACUCUUGUAGAGAGUAUUUGCUAGAAGGAAAAAGGACGUUUAUUCGAAAGUCUCUUUACCUAAAUCCGACUUAUCUAACACGCUCUAUCCCCUAGACGAAGAUUAUACGUUGUGGGAUACUCGACAUUCCAAACUAAAACCCAAC